Taeniopygia guttata (zebra finch) is the source of this 1239-nucleotide messenger RNA. It is a transcript of the gene ALOX5AP, whose product is annotated as arachidonate 5-lipoxygenase activating protein. Gene Ontology annotation, molecular function: leukotriene-C4 synthase activity; enzyme activator activity; glutathione transferase activity. Gene Ontology annotation, cellular component: nuclear envelope; membrane; endoplasmic reticulum. Gene Ontology annotation, biological process: leukotriene biosynthetic process. Lineage: Eukaryota; Metazoa; Chordata; Aves; Passeriformes; Estrildidae. The record is from RefSeq and is a predicted model, not a curated record.
UCACUUCCUCGUUCUGUGCUCGUAGCGCUGAGCUGCCACCGAGGCUGCACCAUCCACCCUGAGAACCCUCUCACAAAAUGGACCAGGAGACCCUGGGAAGCAUUGUCCUGCUUGCCAUCGUCACCCUGCUCAGUGUUGUCCAGAAUGCUUUUUUCGCUAACAAAGUGGAGCAUGAAAGCAGACACUGCAACGGGAAGGUGUUGCAGCGGCAGGGAUCCUCCUCCUUCGACCGUGUCUACACUGCCAAUCAAAACUGUGGACAUGCAUACCCUACGUUUCUCGCCGUGCUUUGGUGUGCUGGCCUCCUCUGCAGCCAAGCUCCUGCUGCCUUUGCUGGCCUGAUGUACUUGUUUGUGAGGCAAAAGUACUUUGUGGGCUACCUCGGGGAGAGGACUCAGAGCACUCCUGGUUACUUGUUUGGAAAGCGCAUCAUUUUGUUCCUGUUCCUCAUGUCUGUGGCUGGAAUACUCAACUACUAUCUUGUCUUCUUUUUCGGAAGUGACUUUGAGAUACACAUUAAGACGAUAACCAGUGCGAUCUCUCCAUUGCUGCUCAUACCCUGACUCUCCACAGCACUGAGGGGGUCAGCUCGCUUCAUAUAUUGAUGCCCAGAAGCUGCUAUAAUUCAACUGUUUAAGAAAUGAACCCAUAACCCAGUGAGAUUUCUGUAAAUGUCAUGCUUGACAAACUCUGUAGUUUGAUUUAGCCUUGCUUUUUUUCUUCAGGAAAAAGAUUUAUCAUGAGCACUUGGCAUGCCCAAGGAAUGGUAACAACUUUCAGUUAAUUCUUUAGAAGUUUUUCCUAAAGGCAUCUUGCAUGCUGACUGGAAGGGACAUUGUAUGCUUGCUUCAUAACUGUGUCAUACUUAGCUUUUGUCCCAAAACCCAGUGUUGUUCCUGACUGUGGUGGCUCCCCCAGUCACCCUCAGAUGCAAGAGCAGCCUUUCACCAGCAUUCCACGCACCUCUGCCUGCACAAAGGCAUGGACCAGCCUCUUUACCUACUCUUUCCCUCCGACUUGUUGAUGACCAAGUUCUUGCUGUUGCAGGAGGGUGGCAAAUUAGUCCCUUCCUUCAUAAAAAUUCAUGUGCAUAACACUCACCACACUGAUCUCAUUUACACUUCAGCCUCUUUGUUCUGCCACAGCUGGGAAAAGGAGUGGUGUGUAAAAGAGGAGCUGGUGUAUCGCCGGUGGAGUUUUGAUUGGCUUUGUUUAAUAAAACAGUCUAAAGCGGUGAAA